Oncorhynchus tshawytscha (Chinook salmon) is the source of this 1664-nucleotide messenger RNA. Its product is annotated as prolactin-releasing peptide receptor-like. Bases 10 to 1164 code for a protein of 384 amino acids. Lineage: Eukaryota; Metazoa; Chordata; Actinopteri; Salmoniformes; Salmonidae. Gene Ontology annotation, molecular function: neuropeptide binding; neuropeptide Y receptor activity. Gene Ontology annotation, biological process: G protein-coupled receptor signaling pathway. Gene Ontology annotation, cellular component: plasma membrane; neuron projection. The record is from RefSeq and is a predicted model, not a curated record. The transcript has 2 exons.
AGUUCUGUGAUGGAAGGCAGUGGCAGUGGAUUGACUGUAGAGCUGGCCUCCCCUGGGCCUUGUGUGGCUGGCAUGGAGGGGAACACCAGUGGGCAGGUGUUUGAGGUGGUGCUGCAGAACAGCUCCUCGUCCAAACGUAGCCCUCAGUUUGUGGGGGUGGAGCUGCUGAAGUCCUUCAAGCUGCUCAUCAUCCCCUGCUACAUCCUGGUGGUGCUGAUCGGGGUGUUCGGCAACUACCUGCUGCUCUACGUCAUCUGCCACACCCGUAAGAUGCACAACAUCACUAACUUCUUCAUUGGAAACCUGGCCUUCUCCGACAUGCUGAUGUGUGCCACCUGUGUCCCCUUCACCUUGGCCUAUGCCUUCAACCCCCGCGGCUGGGUUUUUGGGAGGUUCAUGUGCUACCUGGUUUACCUCAUCCAACCAGUGACCGUCUACGUGUCUGUCUUCACUCUCACUGCUAUUGGUGUUGACAGGUACUAUGCCACAGUUCACCCUCUGAAGAAGCGGAUCUCAGUGCUGGCGUGUACCUACCUCCUAUCUGGGAUCUGGCUGCUCUCCUGUGGGCUUGUGGCCCCGGCCGUGGCCCACACCUACCAUGUGGAGUUCAAGAAUGAUGGCUUUACCAUCUGUGAGGAGUUCUGGAUGGACAAGAAGAGAGAGAGGUUGGCCUACGCAUACAGCACACUUUUCAUGACCUACGUCCUGCCUCUGUCUGCCCUCUGCAUCUCUUACCUCUGCAUCUCUGUCAAGCUCCGUAACUGUGUGGUGCCUGGUCACCGCACCCAGAGCCAGGCCGAGGCCCAGCGAACCCGCAAGCGCAAGACCUUCCGUCUGAUCACCCUGGUGGUGGCGGCUUUCGGCGUGUGCUGGAUGCCCAUCAGUGUGUUCAACGUGCUGCGGGACAUUGACAUUGACCUGAUUGACAAGCGCUUCUUCCUGCUCAUCCAACUGCUGUGCCACUUGUGUGCCAUGAGCUCGUCCUGCUGUAACCCUUUCCUGUAUGCCUGGCUGCAUAACCGCUUUCGUGCCGAGCUGCGCAAGAUGUUCACCUGUCACCACCGCAUCGGCAUCCCUGCCAACCACUGUGCCACAAACAGCGUGAACCCCUUCAUUCCACCCUCCCACCCACCCGCACAGGAUUUGUUCAGAGAAUGGUCUUGAAACCAGCUGAAAUAUUUUUGGUCAGGGUUUUUGUACUGUAAGAUAAGAUGGUAAAAUUAUUACUUUUGUUUUUCAAAUAGUUGAUUCUUCGGACUCCACUCCCACUGUUUCUCAUGCCCAAUUAAUACAUAUUUUGUGAAAAGUAAUGUACAUUUCUGCACAAGAUUAUUAAGUGGUUGCACAAGUGCAAUAAACUGUGCCACAAACAAGAGUGCUGCAAAAAAAGUAUACUGCAUUUGAAGUGUUCUUAGACAUGUUGAAACAUCAGGAGUUGAUUGAUCAAGAUGGACAUCUUCGGUGUACAUUAUGCUGUUUAUAUAAGCAUUAUCUUUAUUGUACAGUGUAUUCCCAUAUGAUGCAUACAAAGUGAUGGUUUAAUAAUAGAUGCUUUGGGUUUGGUUUUUGCUUGAUUUCAAAAGUCUCUACAACCUCAAGGUUGUGACUGACAGGUGAUGCACAUUACCAGAUGGGAACGCAGCUUCCAACCUCACAGAAGAGGG